GUGGCUGCUGCCAAAGAAAGGUCCUGUUUUUACAGAAACCGACUCAUGGAAACAUGUCCAUCUCUGUGCUCACUCCUCCACCUGGUCUGGAGCUAAGCUCGCUGGGUGGCUCACAGGCAGAUGCAACACACAGCAUCCACAUGGCGAUUCCUGCUGAUCACUCAGACCAGCUGUUACUGUCUAGCUGGGGUCUCCCCAAGCCUGUGCUGGAGAAGUAUCAGAGUCUGGGUGUUAAGAAGAUGUUUGAGUGGCAGGCAGAGUGCCUCAUCUUGGGUAAAGUGCUGGAGGGCAGGAAUCUGGUGUAUUCGGCUCCAACCAGUGCUGGGAAAACAUUGGUAUCAGAGUUAUUAAUUUUGAAAAGAGUCUUGGAGACUAGACGCAAAGCCAUUUUUAUUCUUCCUUUUGUGUCUGUGGCAAGAGAGAAAAUGUUUUAUCUGCAGAAUGUGUUUCAGGAGGCGGGUGUCAAAGUUGAAGGGUAUAUGGGAAGCACUUCAGCUGCUGGUGGGUUCUCUGCAUUGGAUGUGGCUGUAUGUACAAUAGAGAAAGCCAAUGGACUCAUUAACAGGCUUAUUGAGGAGGAUAGAAUGGAUUUGCUAGGAAUUGUUGUUGUAGAUGAGCUACACAUGGUAGGGGACUCUGGUCGUGGAUAUUUAUUGGAGCUUUUGCUAACCAAAAUCCAAUACAUAGCAAAAAAAUCGGCAAAGAGGUGCACUGGUGAGAGUUCCACUGAUAGUGUACAGAUUGUGGGAAUGAGUGCCACAUUACCAAACCUGGACCUCCUUGCCUGCUGGCUAAAUGCUGAUCUCUACCAUACAGACUACCGUCCUGUGCCACUGAUGGAGUGGGUGAAGAUUGGCAAUAAAAUAUAUGAUGGCUCCAUGAAUCUUGUUCGACCAUUUACACCUGCUCUCCCAGUAAAGGGUGAUGAUGAUCACAUAGUAAGCCUCUGCUUUGAGACUGUGCAGGCUGGUCACUCUGCACUGCUCUUCUGUCCUUCGAAGAACUGGUGUGAAAAACUGGCAGACAGUAUUGCCAGAGAGUUUUACAACCUUCAUUACCAAGAGAAGCAGUCAGACUCUGGAGUCCAGUCUGUGUCUUUGAACCAAGAAGGUCUUCAGGAAGUGGUUGCUCAGUUAAAACGUUCUCCUGCAGGCCUCGACCAAGUGCUCCAGCGCACUGUUCCCUGGGGAGUUGCGUUCCACCAUGCAGGUUUGACAUUUGAUGAGAGGGACAUCCUGGAAGGUGCUUUUCGUCAGGGCUACAUCAGGGUCCUUGUCGCCACUUCCACUUUGUCCUCUGGUGUAAAUCUGCCUGCCCGCCGUGUGAUUAUCAGAACCCCAGUGUUCAAUGGGCAUCUGCUUGACAUACUGACCUACAAACAGAUGGUGGGACGAGCAGGGCGUAAAGGAGUGGACACGGUUGGUGAGAGUGUGCUGGUCUGUAAGGAAGCCGAGCACAUGAAGGGGGUGACUCUGAUCCAGGGCUCCUUAAAGCCCAUCAGCAGUUGCUUGGUGAAGCGGGAGGGGGAAGGUGUCACUACCAGCAUGCUCAGAGCCAUCCUGGAGAUUAUAGUUGGUGGAGUUGCCAGCACACCAGAGGAGGUGAGGACAUAUGCAUCUUGCACUUUACUGGCAGCCAACAUGGCAUCUAUGCAGCGAGAUCAAGGUGGUGAACAGCCAGAAACUGCUCGCAGUCACGGGGCCAUUGAGGCCUGCAUGGAUUGGCUGAUGGACAACGAGUUUAUUCAUAUCCAAAAGGAAUGCGAUACAGAGAGAUACUGUCCAACACAUCUGGGUUCUGCCACUCUGUCGUCAUCUCUGUCACCCCCAGAAGCCCUUGGAAUUUUUGCAGACCUUCAAAGAGCAAUGAAAGGGUUUGUCCUGGAAAAUGACCUCCACAUUCUUUAUCAGAUAACACCAGUGUACGUUGACUGGACGACAAUAGACUGGUACCAGUUCUUCUGUCUGUGGGAGCAAUUACCUUCUGCAAUGAAACGGGUUGCAGAAAUGGUGGGCAUACAGGAGAGCUUUCUGGCACGCUCUGUCAGUGGAAAAUUAAUAGCCAAAACAGAAAAGCAGCGCAGACAGAUGGCCAUUCACAAGCGCUUUUUUACUACGCUUGUGCUGUUUGAUCUGGUCAGUGAAGAACCUCUUGGAACAGUUGCAAAGAAAUAUGGCUGCAGCCGAGGACAGCUGCAGUCACUUCAACAGUCAGCGUCGACCUAUGCAGGUAUGGUUACAGUCUUCUGUAAUCGACUUGGAUGGCACAACCUUGAGCUGUUAUUGUCGCAGUUCCAGAGCCGGCUCAGUUUUGGAGUACAGAGGGAUCUUUGCGAUUUGGUGCGUAUCUCAUUGCUAAAUGCCCAGAGAGCACGUGCACUCUACAGUGCAGGGUUGGUCACUGUGGCGGAGGUGGCAAGAGCCAAAAUUGCUGAUGUGGAGAAGGCCCUAAGGAAAGCCAUUCCUUUCAAAAGUUCUAGGCAGGCGGUAGAUGAGAGUGAGGAGGACGCUCAGGAGCGAAGGAGCAUGCGCUGUAUCUGGGUGAGUGGAAAGAAGGCCUUGACUGAGAGUGAGGCUGCAGAGCAAAUAGUGUUGGAGGCCAGGUUGCUCCUUCAGCAGGACUUGGCACUCCUUGGAGUGGAGUGGAACCCCAAUUCUCUCUCGCCAGAGGCCAGAACAAGCUCUUCUGAUGAAUCACCAGUGUCCCAGGAUUCCAAAUUACACACACUAGGACAGCUACAAACUGAAAGUUUAUCUGGAGAGAAGAACACUAACUUUAAUACAGAACAGAGACUGAGGAACAGCAUAAAAGGACAUCAUAUAUCAGCUGAUCAAAAUCCUGUGUCUGAAAACGAAACUCAGUAUCCUGCUGGACCACUAGAGGAUCCUAUGGAUAUGGAUACAGCAGAUCAAACUAAGAAAACUACUGCAGGACAUUUGUGUGUGGCCUCUACUAGCACAGGAAACACUGAACAGCAGUCUAUUGCAUUACAUAAAGUGCUCAAAUCCAUAAAUGCUAAAGACAAAGAUUAUCACAACGGCCACAAAACUGCUGAGAUGUCAUCACCCCUUCUGAAAAAAUCAUCUCUAAAGGGUUGUGGACAUGAUUCUGGUCUACAAAAUGAGUCUUCCUCAUGCAAUGACAGUCAUUCUGUAGGUCCACUGUCAAAACGUAGAAAGAUGGAAGGGGAUGAAAUUAAGACCACUGAAGCUGAAGAACCAGGUACCCUAACAGUUGUAGCCCCAAGAGAGUUAAACCAAACAGCAUCAACUGUUUUUGUGGGAGUUCCUAAAUUGAAUAAUUGUCACUCUGAAGUGGACAUCAAAACACCACCAGAGGCAGGUAGAUGUCAGAAUUCAGAUUAUGUAUUAAAACAAAAGCUACUGUGUGAGCCUAUGGUGUCAUCUACGUCCUUUGGUCCAUCAUAUCUCACGGAGAUUCCAUUGUUAACUGGUCAUCAUUUCCCAUCAUCUGAUGGGAAAAAAUGCAAGUCUAAAUCACAAGAUUUACAUCAAGAUGCAGAUCUCCAGAUGACACUUACUGAAACUGAAACGAAAAAGGGGAAUUACAAAAACUCAGACUGUUACAGGAAUGUGAAUGAUGAAAACAAAAUGCCAGCACAACAUGAAUAUGAGAAGACUUCAAUGGGCUUUUUGAUGAAUUCUGAGGUAAAAUCUAGAGUUGCAACUGAUGUCAUAGGGAAUUCAGGGGACAAUUGUAAUUCUCCAGACUUGUACACAGGUGAAUUAGAAUUUGGUGACAGUUUUCAGCUUGAUACACAGACUGAAAGAAUAUUACUACAAGAGGACAAGAUGCCUCAUUACAGCAGUUUAGAUGUUAUUGGUGAAGUUAAGACAACAAAUAAUCAUGUUGGCACACUAGAUCAACUGUCCAACCAAAUCUCACAUCCUGAAAAUAAAAAUUUAGUACCACACAGCACGCCUGAAGACAAAAACAGCAAGAAAGAUGAGGGCAUAUUCUUUUCCAGCAAUGUUCCAAAUAAGCAACAUUUGCCAUCAACUGAAGCCAAACCUAAAUAUAACAUUUCACUGACAGACAGCCAAAUGGAGAACAUUCUUAAUUUUACCAACCAUGUGCCUGAGGGAGAAUCUUGUGAAAUGAAAUUAAACUGUGAGGAACCUCAAGUCCAAAAGGAGAGAUCUGUUAUGGAUAAUAGUCUCAAUAGGAGCAGCAGCUUUCUGUUUGAUAGUAUAUAUGACAGCUCUGUCUUGGAGCCCAUGGAGGAGGAGGAGGCAGAGGAGGAGGCAGGAGUAGAUAAAGACGCAGAAGGGAACCAACCUAUGGAAAAUACUAGGUCACAUGCCCCAACCACUGAAUUUAAUGAAGAAAGGAAGGAUGAUGUGGAGGAUCAAGAAGCAGUACAGUGGGGCGAGUCUUCCUUCAACCUGUCAGAAUGGGGAGACUCACUCCUUGUUGGAGAGCACUAUCUAGAAAAACUUAAGGUCUGUGCUGGAACAAAAGUAAGCUCAAGUAAAGCAGAAAAGCCCUGUUACACAGAUGACAUUGUGUCUGAGUUACAAAUAUCACAAAGCAAGGCACUUUGUUCAGAAACUGUUGCUGAUUCCUCAUUUAAUUUUAGCCCAGGAAUGCAAGACAUUUUUGAUAAAUGGGCUGAUCAUUUUUCCACCCUCCACGAACCUAACACACAUUCUGGGCUUGAACAUGUAAAUCAAAAAGGCUUGAGGUCAGAAGAUUUCCAUGUAACCAAGCCACAUACAGUGAGCCAUGAUCUUAUUCCACCAACACCUGUUUCUGAGCCUGUCACACCCAGGGUCAAAAUAACAACUUUGGCUGUACAGUCACCUAUAAAUCCCAGAGGUGACCUAGAGGCUAGGAUGAAUUACCAUACAAGUCCUUCUCUCAAAGAUGAUCAACCUCCUUGUUUGGAGCCGAAUGCCAUGUCAGAGUUGGACACAUCUGAGGGCUUUUCGCUGCAGCUUUCUGAGAAUGCCUCUCCUUCUGCCUCCAACCCAAGCAGUCCAGAAUCCUUCUCGAUUAUUGAUGUAGCAAGUGACAGACGGCUUUUUGAAACAUUUGUAAAGGAAUGGAAAACGAAAAAGAGAUUUUCUCUUUCUGUUGCUUGUGAGAAGAAAGAUAAUGCAGGGCAACCAGAAUCUGCUAUCGGAGGCAAAUUUAAAAAAGCAACUACCCCAAUGAGGAACAAUAGAAAACAUGGGUUUGUCAUGAAAGGACAUGAGAAUCUGAUCGUCAUUGGCCUAUCUGUAUGUUGGGGAGGAAAGGAUGCAUAUUAUUUAUCACUACAAGAGGAGCUAACAGACACUGCUAUAAGUGCUAGCUUAGCACCCCCUUCACUUGAUGAAGAUCUGGCAGUGGGAGAGAGACUGGAGAAAAUUCAAGUGUGUUUGUCAAGGUCGUCUUCAGGUGCUGAUAGAGUGAUGGCUGCUUAUGACUUCAUUCAGUUAUACAAGACUCUACUUCUGGCAUGUGGACUUGCAAUAAAAGGCACAUUUGAAGAUCCCAAGGUUGCUUGUUGGCUUCUGGAUCCAGGCUCCAAGGAGCGCACCCUUCACAACAUGGUAACAAAUUUUACUCCUCAGGACCUCCCCUUGUUAGAUGGAAUUAGCUCUGGACAAGGUGUGGAAAGUCUGGGGAUGUAUGGAGAUCCUAGUCAGUCUGGACGCUACAGAGCAGCCAUUGAGUCGGUUCUUGUUUUCAGGAUCAUGGCACAACUCCACGGCCUUCUGGCAAAGGAUGGUUUCUUAGAUGUGUUUCAGAAAGUGGAGAUGCCCACUCAGUACUGCUUAGCUCUGUUGGAGUUGAAUGGUAUUGGGUUUAGUAUUGCAGAAUGUGAAGCUCAGAAACAUGUGAUGCAAGCUAAGCUCAGUGACCUGGAAUCCCAGGCCUACCAGUUAGCUGGUCACAGCUUCUCACUGACCAGCCCUGAGGAUGUUGCUGAGGUACUGUUUCUUGAGCUGAAGCUUCCUCCCAAUGGUGAUUUGAAUAGUCUAAAGAAUAAAAAGACUUUAGGAUACACCAGAAGGGCAGGAGCCCGCAUAAAGCUUUCCAAGCAGUUUAGCACAACCAAGGAUGUACUAGAAAAGCUCAAGCUAUUUCAUCGGUUACCAGGAGUCAUCUUAGAGUGGAGGAGGAUAACAAACGCCAUGACAAAGGUGGUAUUUCCCCUACAAAGAGAGAAGACCUGGCACCCUAAACUGAGGAUGGACAGAAUUCACCCUGUCUCACAGUCCCACACAGCUACAGGGAGAGUGAGCUUCACUGAACCCAAUAUUCAGAAUGUGCCAAAAGACUUUGAAAUCCAAAUGCCAGCUCUUAUUGGAGAAAGCCAACCAUCUCAAAACAACAUAAAAAGUAUUUCCAGCAAGACACGGACUAAAAUAUCAAAGGCAAAUCAUCGGUUAAUGGGUUUGCUCAAAGAUUCAGACAAAUCUCCAGAAAAGGGGAUGCCUUUUUCUGUCAGCAUGAGGCAUGCUUUUGUUCCUUUCUCAGGAGGACUAAUUCUAGCUGCUGACUACUCCCAGUUGGAGUUGCGCAUAUUGGCUCACUUGUCCUGUGAUAAACGGCUUCUUCAAGUACUCAACAGUGGUGAAGAUGUUUUCAAAAGCAUAGCUGCAGAGUGGAAGAUGGUGGACCCUCCAUCUAUUGAUGACUGCACAAGACAACAGGCAAAACAGAUUUGUUAUGGAAUCAUUUAUGGCAUGGGAGCAAAAUCAUUAGGGGAGCAAAUGGGUAUUGAUGAAAAUGAUGCUGCCUGUUACAUUGAAACGUUUAAAUCCAGGUACACAGGUAUACAGGCAUUUCUUCGUCAGACUGUAAAGAACUGCAGCAAAAACGGUUUUGUCAAGACAUUACUUGGCAGGAAGAGAUAUCUACCUGGGAUCAAAGACUCAAAUGUGUACAUAAAGUCUCAUGUAAGGUUCAUGUUAUAUGUUUCCAGAAUACAUGGAAAUAUUGUUGAGCCAAUCAAACAUUUUUAAUAAGUAGAGCUCUCCCACGCUUCAGGCAGAGAGGCAAGCUGUGAAUACAACAGUCCAGGGGUCUGCUG
Pygocentrus nattereri (red-bellied piranha) is the source of this 7045-nucleotide messenger RNA. It is a transcript of the gene polq, whose product is annotated as polymerase (DNA directed), theta. Gene Ontology annotation, biological process: double-strand break repair via alternative nonhomologous end joining; DNA-templated DNA replication. The coding region runs from base 54 to 6977 and encodes 2307 amino acids. The record is from RefSeq and is a predicted model, not a curated record. Gene Ontology annotation, molecular function: DNA binding; DNA-directed DNA polymerase activity; ATP binding. The transcript is spliced from 27 exons. Lineage: Eukaryota; Metazoa; Chordata; Actinopteri; Characiformes; Serrasalmidae.